AUCGUUUGCAAGCUCAGUGGGGAGAGAGAGAGAGAGAGAGAGAGAGAGAUGGGGAAUUGCCAAGCCGUAGACAAUGCAAGCCUAGUGAUCCAACACCCAUGUGGCAGAGUGGAGAAGCUUUACUGGCCCCUCACCGCCCAUCAGGUCAUGAAGAUGAACCCUGGCCACCACGUCGCCCUUCUCCUAACCACAACCACCGCCGCCGCCAACAACAACAACAACAACCGCACCACCGGCGCCACUCCAGUCCGAAUAACCCGCAUAAAGCUUCUCCGGCCGACGGACACUCUAGUCCUCGGCCAUGCUUACAGGCUCGUCACCAAUCAAGAUGUGAUGAAGGGCUUGUGGGCGAAGAAGUGCGCGAAGAUGAAGAAGAAAGAGCCAGAGUGCAUGGCUCAGAGGAUGGAACAGAACUUGGGUUCUGAUUUUAGGGCACCUCCCACAAGAUCUGUGAUGGAGAAGACGAAGAAGACGACCAACAAGAUGUUAGGAAAUGAUGAACAUCAGAAGAAGGCAACCAAAUCAUCAAAAGCAUGGCAGCCUUCAUUACAGAGCAUCUCUGAAUCAGCUGGCAGCUGAUGAUCCCUUCUCUCCUCUCCAUUAUCUCCCCAAAUACACUUGACUCUAAUUUCAGCACCUGGGUCCUCUCCAAUGGCAAGCCAAGCUGGGAAGAAAGGGAUACUGCAACCUUCAUAAUUGCUUCCUUCCUUGCUGCCUGCUUAUUAAGAGGAAUGAUGUACAAAAUGAAAAAUUUUCAACUUACCUAAUUAAUUUCUACACAUUUAUGAUGAUGAUCAUGUAACUAUUUGUGAUCCUUUUGUUUUAAAUCAAAUUUUAAAAUUAAGGUUGUCAUGUGAUGCUAUA
Molecule: messenger RNA, 864 nt
Organism: Diospyros lotus (date-plum)
Lineage: Eukaryota; Viridiplantae; Streptophyta; Magnoliopsida; Ericales; Ebenaceae
Exons: 3
Coding region: 49-579 (176 amino acids)
Source: RefSeq, a predicted model, not a curated record